Condylostylus longicornis is the source of this 1627-nucleotide messenger RNA. RefSeq names its product procathepsin L-like. The coding region runs from base 376 to 1515 and encodes 379 amino acids. The record is from RefSeq and is a predicted model, not a curated record. The transcript has 2 exons. Gene Ontology annotation, molecular function: cysteine-type endopeptidase activity. Gene Ontology annotation, cellular component: lysosome. NCBI's taxonomy places the organism in Eukaryota, Metazoa, Arthropoda, Insecta, Diptera, Dolichopodidae.
UUAUGAAAAAUUUGAAGUAGAUAAUAAAAAAAAGUAUUAUUAUUAAAUUAUUUAAAAGUGCUUACACAAUAUAAUUAAAAAAAAAUAAUUAAAUUAAAUUAAUUUUUAUAAUGAGAACUGAUAAUGUAUUUAACAUUAUAAUAAAUUUGUAUACUAAUAAUUUUAAUAUAAAAAAAUUUAUAAAAAUAAAAGUGCAAUAUUUUGGUGAGAGGGGUGAAUAUUGAAGAGCAAGGAUUUAAAAUAAAGAACGAGUAUAGUGCAAUAAAACAUAAAUAAUAAAAAUUUUGUUAACAAAAUUUUAAUAUCUCUCUUAUUUUUAUUUUAAAUUGGAUCAUAUCCAAAACUUAAGCUAUAAAAAGUUAUUUUCGUUUCAGAAUGAAAAUUAUUAUAUCCGUACUUCUGACUUUAAUUGUGUUAAUCUUACUUAUUAUUUUAUUUACAUUUACUGGUGAACCGGAUUAUUCAUUAGAAAGUCGUGAUAUUGAAAUUGAAUGGAUUAAAUAUAAAGAAAAAUUUAAUAAAAAUUAUGAAGAACCAGAUGAAAAUGAACGAAGAAAACAACUUUUUACAAAAUCAAGAAAUUUCAUUAAAGAACACAAUCAACGUUACGCAAAAGGUUUAGAAUCAUAUAAUUUAGGAUUAAAUAAAUAUGCUGAUUUAACUGAUCAAGAAUAUAUUGGAUCUGUUAAUAAACAUGUUGAUGAAACGGAUCUAAGUCUUAUAAAUGAUAUUGAUGAUCAUCAUGAUGAUAAUGGUAUCGAUGAAGAUUACGGAAAUUUAAAUAAUUUUAUAAAUGUAACUGAUGAACAAAAAAAUUUUAUAUCACGUAAUACAAUUGAAUAUAAUUACAGUUAUAUUGAUAAUAUUCCAGAUAAUGUUAAUUGGGUUAAAUUAGGAUAUGAUAAUCCUGUAUUAGAUCAAGGUAAUUGUGGUAGCUGUUAUAUAUUUUCAAGUUUAUCAGCAAUUGAAGCACAUUAUUUUAUAAAAUAUAAAACAUUAGUACAAUUAUCACAUCAAGAACUAUUAGAUUGUUCUCAUAUGUAUGGUAAUUAUGGUUGUGAUGGUGGUUAUAUGGAAGAUGUAUAUACAUAUAUAAUGCUGCAUGGUAUUGGAUUAGCAGAUCAAAAUCCAUAUCUAGGUACAGAUUCAAAUCAAUGUAAACAAAGAAAACCAAGAAUAUAUGUUAAGAAAAAAUUUUAUAGUGGUAAAAUGAAUGAAUUAGAAUUAAAAGAAGUUAUAGCACGUUAUGGACCAGUUACAUCAUCAAUUAAUGCUGGAUUAGACACAUUUAAAUUCUAUAAAAGUGGUUUAUAUUAUGAUCGUAAUUGUCAUAAAGGUAAAUUAGAACAUGGUGUUGCAACAGUUGGUUAUGGUAUUACAGAAAAAAAUAAAGAUUAUUGGUUAAUAAGAAAUUCAUUUGGUCCGAAUUGGGGUGAAAAUGGUUAUAUGCGUAUAGCUAGAAAUCGUGAUAAUCAUUGUGGUUUAGCAACAUAUUAUUUAUUUCCACAAUUUUAAUUAAAAUGUAUUAUAAAUUUUGUAAUAAAUAUUAUACAUAUUGAAUUAUAUUAAGUUUAUAUAAUUUAUAAUUAUACCGUGUAUAUUUCUUUAUUAAAUUUUAAUUAUUUAG